Messenger RNA from Pochonia chlamydosporia 170, 1500 nucleotides. RefSeq names its product amidohydrolase family protein. NCBI's taxonomy places the organism in Eukaryota, Fungi, Ascomycota, Sordariomycetes, Hypocreales, Clavicipitaceae. The transcript has 4 exons. Bases 1 to 1500 code for a protein of 499 amino acids. Gene Ontology annotation, molecular function: hydrolase activity, acting on carbon-nitrogen (but not peptide) bonds. The record is from RefSeq and is a predicted model, not a curated record.
AUGUCUCUACUCUUAACAGGCGGCACAGUUCUCAUCCACGAUGAUCAAGACAAGAUAUCACCUAUCCGCGCUGAUGUGCUCAUCAGUAGCGGUAGGAUCGUCAAAAUUGCGCCCGAAAUUUCGACUCCCAACGGCGGUGAAGUGAUUGACUGUACUGACAAGAUCAUCUCACCUGGUUUUGUCGAUACGCAUCAUCAUGUUUGGCAGACGGCAUUGAAGGGUCUAUUUGGCAAUGCCCCUUUCUUCCCUUACAUGGCUACCAUGACCGCUGCUGGAAUGGUAUUCACCCCCGAGGAUGUGUUCUGGGGCAACCUCGCGGGGAGCAUGGAGGCCAUUGACGCUGGGACAACGACCACCUUGGACCAUGCUCAUUUGAACUGGUCUGAGGAUCACAGCAAGUCGGCCAUUGCGGGGAGUAUUACCUCUGGCAUCCGCUCAAUAUUCGCUUAUACCCCAGUCCUCACACUCAAAGAAACCCAGCCACACAUCAAAUUCGCAUCUGAAUUAAUGCCAAACUGGGUCAUGGAAGCACUUGAGCGACUAUCUACAUCCAAAUCACUCACAAGCUCAGACUCCCGCGUCCAGCUAGGCUUCGGCUUCGACUUCUACUUCCUACCCCAGCAAAUCGUCCAAGGCAUCUUCGCCAAAGUGAAAUCCCUAGGCGUCAAGAUCAUCACAUCCCACUUCGUCCGACAAUUUGACCACGGCGAAGGUCUCGUAUCUAAACUCAAGUCCUACGGACUUCUUGACAAGGGCAUCGUCCUUUCCCACGCUGGCGUUGCCACAGCCGAAGACGCAAAGCUGCUUCAUGAAGCGAAAGUGUAUGUUUCUGCGACGCCCAACACCGAACUAGCAAUGGCAGUUGGGCCGCCUGUACCAUUUCGCCAGGAUCUCCCUCUUAUGGAUGAGGUUUGCUCGCUGGGAAUUGACUGCCAUUCAGCUACCAGUGGCAGCUUGGUGAAUGAGAUGCGGUUCGCUUUACAGGUUGCAAGAGGGCAUGACAGUGCGGCGCACUUGAAGGAUGGACAGAUUCCAAGAAAGAUAUAUCAUGCGACGGCGGAUGUAUUCAACAUGGGUACCAUUCAGGGAGCGCGUGCUUUAUGCUUGGAGCACGAAAUUGGGAGCAUGAAGGAAGGUAAGAAGGCGGACUUGGUCGUGUUCGAUGCUCUAAGCCCUGCUAUGAUUGGCGUUGCGCAACAGGAUCCCGUGUCUGCUAUAGUGCUGCACUCUAGCAUUGGGGAUGUGAAUACUGUGAUUGUGGAUGGGCGAGUGAGGAAGAGAGCCGGAAAGUUGCUGCCUGUUAGGGCGGCAGAGUGGCGAGGUGAGGAAAUUGAUGACAAUGGCAGUGAUAUUACUUGGGCGGAUGUCUGUAAACAGGUUCUUGGGACUCAAAAGAGGUUUUUGGACAAGAUGGACGAGUUGAAUAUUGAGGGUAUAGAGGCUAGUCUGCGGCAGAUGUAUGUUGCGAGGUGGUCCUCGGAAGCGUAUACCAAGCACUAA